Messenger RNA from Ictalurus furcatus (blue catfish), 1019 nucleotides. RefSeq names its product ER membrane protein complex subunit 10 (gene emc10). Lineage: Eukaryota; Metazoa; Chordata; Actinopteri; Siluriformes; Ictaluridae. Gene Ontology annotation, cellular component: EMC complex. The transcript has 7 exons. The record is from RefSeq and is a predicted model, not a curated record. The coding region runs from base 52 to 813 and encodes 253 amino acids.
GGAAGUAAUGCGGUACGUCAUUGCGUAAUUUCCUGCGCACGCACCGGCAAAAUGGCUCCGACAGGAUACUUAUCCUUUGCAGUGGUUGUUUUAACGACUGUUAUAGGGUUUUAUACAGGAUUUGGGGAGUGCAAUAACGGCCGAAGGGGGCCCGACGGCGUGGAGUCGGAGCUCGCCGGGUUCUCCGUCACGCUGGAGCACUCCUUCGAAGUGGAUGAUGUGCCCAGGUUUCGGACCCGUGGAACGAUCCAGCUGAAGGCCGGGAGAACGGAGAACAGCGUGGCUCUGUCUCAGAUGGAGCUGUCGGAGAAGGACAGGCGUUUACUCAAGGACGUAGCGGCUGUAGACGGUCUGUACAGGAUCCGAGUUCCCCGGGUGUUCCUGCAGACAGACAGACAGUCAGACGGCUACCUGAGCGCCUUCGUCAGAGCCUGCUCGUUGGUGGAGUCGCACCUGAGUGAUGUCAUCACUCUGCACACCGACGUCAGCGGCUCCCUCAUCGGCGUCUCCAUAGUGACGGUGCCCGGGGCGUGUCGUGGGGCCGAGGUGGAGGACGACGUGGACUUGGAAACGUUCAACACCACCAUCAGCGUCAUGGUGCCGGUCAACGCACCGGCCCCCGAUACGGCUCUGUUUAUCGAGCGCAUGGAGCAGGAACAGGACAAGAAAGGAAAACCCCAGGAGCAGAAAUCCUUCUUCGCCAAAUACUGGAUGUACAUCGUCCCUCUCGUCCUCUUUCUGAUGAUGUCUGGAGCGCAAGACCAGUCUGGGGGCGGAGCAAGCGGCGGCGCAGCCAACGGCGGCGGGCGAUGAUUCCCAUGGCAACGGGGACUUCUCUUCUGCUGUUAUCGGUUUAUAAAAGUGUACAUAAUAACUUAAGAAAUGUUAAAUUAAUCUAAUGCAGAUUUCACAUGCUAAUGAACUAAGAUCACAUUGGAGGGGUUUAACAAACUGUUUGUUUGUUUGUUUGUUUGUUUGUUUGUACUACUGAUUCAUUGAAUAAAAUGAGCUGGAAAUGA